AUGUCUGGGAUGUUUGGGAAGGCUAAGUCUUGUGCUGAAUGUAACUUGGUGCUCCUCGGUGAAAUGGGCUGCGGGAAAUCAGCGCUCACUGUGAAAUUCCUGACAAAACGCUUCAUCAGUGAAUAUGACCCAUAUCUUGAGGAUAUCUAUUCAUCAGAAGAGUUUGUGGAUCAGCAGCUAGUUACAGUAAGAGUGAUGGACACCUUUGACCAGGAUGGCCCAGUAAACUGUGAGCGUUACCUGUCAUGGGCCAAUGCCUUCCUGGUGGUCUACAGUAUCGACAACAUGGAGAGCUUUGAACGCUGCCAGUCUUACUUGCAGACGCUUGACCAGCGUAACAAAACAUUUAAGCCUCAAGCUCCUAUCAUUCUACUGGGGAACAAGCUGGAUAUGAACAGAUACAGGCUAGUGCAGGUGAGUCAGUGUGACGGGGAGCUCCUGGCCUCUCGUUUUGGCUGUUUGUUCUUCGAAGUGUCGGCCUGCCAGGACUUCCAUUCUGUGCAGCAUGUCUUCUAUGAGGCGGUGAGAAGUGCCAAGAGAGGGGGCGAGAGGGGCAGUCUGGCCCGGGCCGUCUAUGUCAGCGAAGACAAGGCACUGCUUGGCGUACCCUCAAUCAUAACGCCAUGCUACAAGGAGCUGCCGUCCCCUGCUACAGCCAAGCUGGUCACAGUGAAGACAUCCAGGGCUCAGAGCAAACGCAGGGCUGCCACACUCACCCUGCUCAAAGGGUUCAAGAUCUUCUGA
This is a messenger RNA of Menidia menidia (Atlantic silverside), 744 nucleotides long. Lineage: Eukaryota; Metazoa; Chordata; Actinopteri; Atheriniformes; Atherinopsidae. The record is from the annotation of a GenBank genome assembly.